Molecule: messenger RNA, 519 nt
Organism: Alternaria rosae
Lineage: Eukaryota; Fungi; Ascomycota; Dothideomycetes; Pleosporales; Pleosporaceae
Exons: 3
Coding region: 1-519 (172 amino acids)
Source: RefSeq, a predicted model, not a curated record
AUGCCUACUUGGAAGACUUCACUCAUCGGGCUACUCGCCGGUCUAAGCUGCAUCUCAGCAGCUCCUAUAGAAACAUUGACCGACGAAGGCACUUUGAUGGUGGCACAUGACACUGGAAAAGAAGGUCCAGAAUUUUCCCUCCAGCUUCUGUAUAACAUCCUCCUCGAGGACAAAUACAAGUACAUCCCCUUCCGAGGGAAGCAAGGAAUGUCAGUGGACCCUUGUAAGGGCCUAGUAAAGAGCAAUCCCUUUGAGCAACUCCACAUUACCCAAGUAGGCAAAGACUCCCGUGCCAACGCCAUCGAUCAUCCUCCGUUUCCCAGCGCCGAAGUCUCGGUUUCUAUAGAUGUUCCCGGCAAAAAGGACUGCCGUUACGUAGGCAAUGGCGUCGACGCUGGCCAGAUUCGAUGCGGAGAUCAAACUGUCAGCAAGUGUGGGAAAGAUCCUCAGUACGAUGAGCCUACCUUUAAGUGCACAUGGGGCCGGAUUUAUCAUCGCGGAUACUCCUGCGAGUUCUGA